CAGUAAGGAGUGCUGGGCAGGUAGGCUGGGCUUCAGGAAGGGGGAAGGUGAGCGCACGGAGUUAAAUGGAGUUGUAACUCGGCGCGGUGAACUGGAAUAGCCCGCCCGUCUUUUUGGGGUGUGAUGGAGUUUUUUGACCGCUGCUCAGAGACUGCUGCUCGCCGCAUCUGUUUUUAUUCACUCGUGUUGAGGAAGAACCGCGAACUCUGUGAAGAAGUUUAAUCACGAAUAGACUCGGCAGCGGGUCCUGAACUGUUCGCAGCCUGGUUGCUGUUUGGUUUUUGGGGAAAAACAGUGAACAACCCUGUCUAAUCCUGAUCGCGGUUAAAGAAGAUAACAGCCAUGCCAGACCAGCUGUCAGUGUCUGAGUUUAUGGACAUUACCAAUGAGGACUAUAAAGCUCCCACGACUUCCAUUUUCACCACCCGAAUGAGCCACUGUCGGAGUACAGUGGCCGCUCUGGAGGAGGCUCUUGAUGCAGACCGCAGUGUUCUGAGCAAAAUGAAGAAGUCGGUCAAGGCCAUAAACAGCUCUGGGCUCACUCAUGUAGAGAAUGAGGAGCAGUACAUUCAGGCCCUGGAGAAGUUUGGGGAGGCCUGUGUGUACAGAGAUGACCCAGGUGUGGCUGCAGCCUUCCUUAAGUUUUCUGUCUUCACCAAAGAGCUCACUGCUCUCUUCAAGAACUUACUACAGAACAUGAACAACAUCAUCACCUUUCCUUUAGACAGUCUGCUGAAAGGAGACCUGAAAGGAGUAAAAGGGGAUUUAAAGAAGCCUUUUGAUAAAGCCUGGAAGGACUAUGAAACCAAAGUGAAUAAGAUUGAGAAGGAGAAGCGAGAACACGCCAAGCAGCAUGGGAUGAUCAGAACAGAGAUCAGUGGAGGAGAGAUCGCAGAGGAGAUGGAGAAAGAGAGACGUGUCUUUCAGCUCCAAAUGUGUGAGUAUCUCCUCAAAGUGAACGAAAUCAAAGUUAAGAAGGGGGUCGACUUGGUUCAGAAUCUUAUCAAAUACUUUCACGCUCAGUGCAAUUUCUUUCAAGAUGGCAUAAAAGUUGUGGAAAAUCUCAAACCGGUGAUGGAAAGACUGUCCACAGACUUAACAACAAUUAAACAGGCGCAGGAUGGAGAAAGAAAGCAGUUGAGCCAGCUCAGAGAUGUUCUGAAGUCAUCUUUGCAAACAGAACAGAAAGAGGACUCUCAGGCUAAACAGAACACAGGCUAUAGUCUACACCAGCUGCAGGGCAACAAGGCCUACGGCACAGAGCGCUCUGGGAUGCUCUCCAAGCGCAGUGAAGGGCUGAGGAAGGUAUGGCAGAAAAGGAAGUGCUCUGUGAAGAAUGGAUAUUUGACCAUUUGCCAUGCAACAGCUAACACACCACCAGCCAAACUCAACCUGUUAACCUGCCAAGUGAAAUGCAACCCAGAGGAGAAGAAAAGCUUUGAUCUCAUAUCCCAUGACAGAACUUAUCACUUUCAAGCAGAAGAUGAGACAGAGUGUCAAAUAUGGGUUUCCGUUCUGCAGAACAGUAAGGAGGAGGCCUUGAGCAAUGCCUUUAAGGGGGAUCAGGAUGAGGGAGAGAACAAUAUUGUGCAGGAGCUGACCAAGGCUAUCGUGAGUGAGGUGAAGAGGAUGAGUGGAAACGAUGUUUGCUGUGACUGCGGAGCUCCAAAUCCAACAUGGCUCUCUACAAAUUUGGGUGUUCUGAUCUGCAUUGAAUGCUCUGGCAUCCACCGGGAAAUGGGUGUGCACUACUCCAGAAUACAGUCUCUUACUUUAGAUGUGCUUGGAACAUCAGAACUCUUGCUGGCCAGGAAUGUGGGGAAUGCAGGCUUCAAUGACAUCAUGGAGGCCAAACUUUCAGGAGAGGACAUAUCCAAACCAAACCCCUCAAGUGACAUGCAGAGCCGCAAAGACUUCAUCACAUCUAAAUACAUAGAGAAACGCUUUGCCCAGCGCAGACGUAUGGAUGCACCUGCCAAACUGCGCAGCUUAUACGAGGCUGUGAAGGGCCGGGACAUCUUCUCCCUGCUGCAGGUGUAUGCUGAAGGAGUGGAUCUCACAGAGACUUUAACCAUGACCAAUGAACAUGAACCAGGUGAGACAGCGCUGCACCUGGCAGUGCGAAUGGUGGACAGAAACUCCCUCCACAUUGUAGACUUUCUCGCACAAAACAGUGGGAAUUUAGACAAACAAACAGCAAAGGGAAGCACAGCGCUGCACUAUUGUUGCCUGACAGACAGCAGUGAAUGCCUGAAACUUUUGCUACGGGGGAAAGCCUCUGUCACCACCACUAAUGAAGCUGGAGAGACUCCUUUGGACUUGGCCAGACGACUGAAGCACACACAGUGUGAGGAGCUGCUGAUCCAGGCACAGACAGGCAAGUUCAACGUCCAUGUGCAUGUGGAAUAUGAAUGGUGUCUGCACAAUGAAGACCUGGAUGAGAGCGAUGAUGAAAUGGAGGAUAAGCCUAUCCCUCAGAAGCGUGAGGAACGUCCUGUCAGCUGCUUCGUGCCAGGCAGUGGCCCUAUGCAACCCAACAUGUCCGCCUUAGCGAGGGAUGUGGUCAGCGCUUUUCGGGAAAAGCAGAGGGGUGCAAUUGCCAGCAUGAUGUGUAAUGAAACCUACGGCACUGUGAUGGACCUCAGCCCUCCUCCCUCUAACACGCUCCCCCUGUCCCUCCCACAGCUACCUCCACGAAACCCAGCCCUGGGAUCUGUUGGAUGGAAACCUGUGGAGGCUAUAGGGAGACAGAGAUCCUCCUCAGAUCCCCUCAACCCUACCAGUCCAGAAAACAACACUUCAGAGUAUGUUCUCCCCCCUGCUCCUCCACCUCCUCCAGUAACCAAGAGGCCCAUGGAGCCCAAGAUCCAGACAAAAAACACAUCUCUGCCUCCAGUGCCCCUGGUGCCUAGCAUACCCUCAGCACCACCUCUCAUUCAGAUGCCAUCUGUGCCUUUGGUUCCAUCCAUUCCUGCUCCUACAUUUAUUCCAGUGCCCCCACCUCCCCCAGUGCCCCCUGCACCCCCAUACAGACCCUUAGCAGUACCUGUACCCUUACCACCUAGAGGCCCUGCACUCAAACCACCCACAGGAAUGGACAAAAACAUUGCCAAAACACAACCCAACAGGCCGAGACCCCCUGACGUACCAGAAAAAACUGAAAAAGAUGGACCUCCUCCACCUCCAAAUCCUGCACCCAUAUCUCCCCCAGCCCCACCCCCUGCGCCUAAGCCUAGAGUGAUCCAGACCAAACAGAAGCCAAAGCGAGUGAAAGCCAUCUACAAAUGUAAGGCUGACAAUCCGGAUGAGCUCACCUUUGCUGAGGGAGAAGUGAUUAUAGUGGAUGGAGAAGAGGACAAGGAGUGGUGGGUGGGCCACAUCGAAGGGGAUCCUACCAGAAGAGGGGUCUUCCCGGUUACCUUUGUACACUUCAUCACUGACUGAUGUCAGCUCUAGUCAGUGGACACGGAGACUGGCAUUUUUGAAAGAGAUGCAGAUUAUCUGAUGUUCUCAGGAUUCUGAUAUUUACAAAUUGUUCUGUUUAAAACAUUUACUAGGACAAUUAAGAGAAUAAUGAAAUGUGUAUGUUUCCUUUCAUUGUCCGUCAUCUCACACCAGUGCAAUGUAAUUGUGUCUUAAUGUAUUGAGAUUCUUUAUACCUUAGAUAAUAUGACAAUUGUUUUCUAGAGGCCAAAUAUCAGCUGGAUUCUUAUUCUUGUUUUUAAAGAGCAUUAUGGAGUUUGGUUGCAGAGCAACUAUAUGUGUAUAUUGUAGCUGGAUGAUUUCAAUUUCUUGUUAAAAUACUCUCUCAAAGAUGUUCUUGAAAAAGGUCAUUAAAUAUUUUACAUUGUUUUUUGAA
Pygocentrus nattereri (red-bellied piranha) is the source of this 3859-nucleotide messenger RNA. RefSeq names its product ArfGAP with SH3 domain, ankyrin repeat and PH domain 2b (gene asap2b). Gene Ontology annotation, cellular component: cytoplasm. The transcript has 28 exons. The coding region runs from base 343 to 3444 and encodes 1033 amino acids. Gene Ontology annotation, molecular function: GTPase activator activity; protein binding. The record is from RefSeq and is a predicted model, not a curated record. Gene Ontology annotation, biological process: positive regulation of GTPase activity. Lineage: Eukaryota; Metazoa; Chordata; Actinopteri; Characiformes; Serrasalmidae.